Spizellomyces punctatus DAOM BR117 is the source of this 671-nucleotide messenger RNA. RefSeq lists its product as uncharacterized. The record is from RefSeq and is a predicted model, not a curated record. Bases 89 to 400 code for a protein of 103 amino acids. Gene Ontology annotation, biological process: cytoplasmic translation. Gene Ontology annotation, cellular component: ribosome; cytosolic large ribosomal subunit. Gene Ontology annotation, molecular function: structural constituent of ribosome. The transcript is spliced from 3 exons. Lineage: Eukaryota; Fungi; Chytridiomycota; Chytridiomycetes; Spizellomycetales; Spizellomycetaceae.
GAAUUCGCCCCGACAGCCAAGGCUUCUUUCCCUGCAUUCGCCCUCUUGUUCUUCCUCUUUGCGAAGUUCCUGGGACACGAUCACAAGGAUGGCACCAACACCCAAGUCCGGAAUUGCCACUGGCAUCAACAAGGGUCACGUCACCACCAAGCGUGAACUCAAGGCCAAGCCCGUUAACCGCAAGGGGGUGCUCGCCAAACGCACAAAGUUUGUCCGUGACCUCGUCCGUGAGGUUGCCGGAUACUCUCCCUACGAAAAACGCAUUAUGGAAUUGCUCAAGAACUCUGCCGACAAGCGUGCAAGAAAGUUGGCAAAGAGGAGGCUCGGUACCUUUGGCCGUGCCAAGCGCAAGGUCGAAGAGAUGUCCAACGUCAUUGCCGAGUCUCGUCGUGCCCACUAAGGGGAAUGCCUUGUAUGGAGGGACGGGAGUUGCGUGAGGGUCCACAAUAUAAUUGUUCUACCUGUUUUCACCUGCUGCGAAUGUUUGGACACUCAUGGCGACUGCGGUACCUGUUCCGUGUUUGACUGAAUACGAAUGUGUACGGAGAUCCAUGCAAUGUACAAACGAGAUGAAAUGCCUCUUUUUAAUACAAGGGUAUCGCAUGAGCUCUAGCCUAAAGUACAGACUACAUAAAUGAUGAUAUAUACAAUGAAGCAAUCCAAUUCGACGA